CCGUGAUCCCGCCCUCUUCGAACGCCUGGCUCCGCCCACAGUGGGCUUCAGUUCGCGCUACCGCGGAGACUGGCGUGAAUCUGCGCAUCUUCGUGUGAGCGUGCGCGCGCCCGAGUGCGUGCGUCUUUGGCGCCGGCUCCCAGAGUCUCGGAGGCCCGCGAUCGGCUUUGAAGAGCAGGACUUGCGGACAGCAAAAGAGGCGCGAGCAGUGAGUGCUUGGGACGAGAGGGUAAAUCAGACCCUCCCUGACCUCGGGGAGUUCAGGGCUUGGUGGGGAACAUGGACCUAGCCUCCAACCGUGACAGCCUAGGGCUGUCAAGAAGCCUUCAGGACCCUGGAACGCUUUGCACAUCCAGAGAAAGUGAGGCCUAAACCGAGCUCUGAAAAAUGGUUAAGAGGGUACUCCAGGGACACGUUGGCCAAAGAAUUCUUGGCAGAAGAACGUGAGACGUGAAAGAAACAGGUGCAUUCUGGUAAAUACGAGGAGAGGUCAACAGUGGGAAUUUGGAACAGCUGAGCUGGAUGAAACCCUCAGGACAGAAUGGUGCUGGAUUCAGGGGCUCAGGUGUAUGAGCGGGCACCCCCCAGCCCACCUGCCAGUCCCCCAUCUCAGCGCCCUAGGUUGAAGCCCUCAAAUCGAAAUGGGCCACCCCUGUACCCCUGGCCGCAGUCCCUGUCUAUGCCUUUGGCUCUGGCCGUUCCCUCAGCACUACAGUCCCAGCCUAUGUGGCAGACCUUCUCAAAGCUGCAAUUGGGACAGCGCAGCCACAUGCGUCGCAGUGAGAGCACCUACAGUGUAAAUAGCACUGGCCAGCGGGGGCGAGGCAAAGCUCCGCUUGGACGGGGAUGUGAUCCAGGUGGAGGGACCCUACGGCCUGCAGCCUCCUUACCUCACAUUGCUAAGACUCGAAAGGAGGUGGGCAAUGGUAACAAGAGCCCCUGCAUGUUAGUGGCCCUGCGGCCAACCAACAUGGACCAGGAACGGGAGAAAUUCUUCCAGUCCCAUUACACAUACAAUCCGCAGUUCGAGUACCAGGAACCGAUGCCAAUGAGUGUGCUGGAGAAGUACCAGGAGGCCUCUGGACAGUUCAUCCAUCAGGCUGUUGGCAUCAUUGAGGCGGUCCUGGAGAAGUUUGGCACUUAUGAACACUUUGAGGCUGCCACAGGGGGCCAGCUGCUGACCAAGUGCCAAAUUUGGUCCAUUGUGCGAAAAUACAUGCAGAAGGAGGGCUGCGUCGGGGAGGUUGUGGUGCAGCUGAGCGAGGACCUGUUGUCCCAGGCAGUCAUGAUGGUGGAGAACAGCCGGCCCACACUGGCCAUCAACUUGACCGGAGCCCGCCAGUAUUGGCUGGAGGGCAUGCUGCGGCACGAGAUAGGUACCCACUACCUGCGUGGUGUGAACAAUGCGCGGCAACCGUGGCACAGUACCGAAGGCAGAUUGCAGUACGGACUGCGGCCAGCUAACCCCACCGAGGAGGGCCUGGCCAGCCUGCACAGUGUGCUGUUCCGAAAGCAGCCGUUCCUGUGGCGAGCGGCCCUGCUCUACUACACCAUUUACCAGGCCGCGCACAUGUCCUUCCGCCAGCUCUUCCAGGAUCUGGCGCAGUAUGUGCAGGAUGAGGCAGUACGCUGGGAGUACUGCGUCCGGGCCAAGCGAGGACAGAUGGAUACCUCCCAGCCAGGCUGCUUCAGCAAGGACCAAGUGUACCUGGAUGGCAUUGUGCGCAUCCUGCGGCACCGGCAGACCAUUGAUUUCCCACUGCUGACCUCGCUGGGCAAGGUCUCCUAUGAAGAUGUGGACCAACUGAAGCCCCAUGGAAUACUAGAUAAUACCCGAGUACCCCACUUUAUGAAGGACUUGGGACGCUACCGGCAGCAACUGGAACACAUCAUGGCUACCAACCGGCUGGAUGAAGAGGAGCUGGGCCGCCUGCUGCCUGACUGAUGUUGGUUAAGGGUUACAGACAGAAGAUCUUGACAGAGGUCUCAGAUCAAGAAUAUGAAGCUCUUUAUGGUUCCAUAGCCUAGGUGUUUCUUGCGGGGCACUGGGAGGCCAGGAGCAUCUUGGGAAGAUGAGAGGCAACGUCAGAAGGCUUUUUUUGUCCUUGCUAGUCUUCCUGGGGCCUGUGAACCAGCAGCAGUAUGUCCCAUAAACUCCUGAGUAGGAGAGACCUGGGGAUAGGAGGGGCAUUGAGUGUGAAUAGGAAUGGGGGUUGGCUUGGGAAUAGAAACUUGUUCCUGCAUGAGACGGCUUUGGGUGUCUGGUACCAGUCUUUCCCUCCCCCUACCUGGCCUAUCGGUGCUCUUCUGCAUUCAUACUGUCUACCUCUCACUGGGUCUAGUGGCAGUUGGGACCCCUCUGAGGUGACGUGCCUGAGCAUAGGGUCCUGCCUUUCAUUCAGGCUCAGAGACCCAGCUGGGCUGGAGCUUGCUUUUCAGCAUUUUGUCUCUCUCACCGGUCAUGUAGUAUUCCAUAUUUGCCUCCAUGCCAACGUGCGUUAUUCAUGCCUCCAGCUGGGGCUGGGGGGCAGCAGCUCCUAAAGUUCAGUGGAGGGGACAGGGUACUUUGAAAAGGUACCAUCUGUUCCCAGGCCCUCUCUGAUCACACACAGACACACUGGACGCCAGGUCUUGUGAGUCCAGCACCUGGCCCCACCCUCAGCCCCCAUGCUAGUCCCGGUUGUGCCUGUCUCUGACCACACCCUCACAGCUGGUCUCUGGCAGUGGUUGGUACAGGCUGGGGACAGCCACAGUCAAACCUGCAGGUCAGGCCUAUAGGAUUUGUCCUCUCUGGUUUUGAGCUGGUCUUGGGCCCGGGGAAGGACAGAGCUGAUGCCUUGGUUUUCACUUCGGAUUCAGCCGCGAGAGACUGAGCCAGUAUCGUCCCUACCCUGGCCUUUUCUUUUUCUCAUCUGUGAUGCUGAGGCGUUCUUGUUCAUUGACUUAAUAGAUAUGUCCAGAGCUCCUUGUGUGUGUCUGUGACUGGUUAGACCCCGCUGAGCUCCCGGGCAGAGGAAAGCAGUUACAAUGAUGCGUGUGGUUUCUGUCUCAACUGAAGUUCCCUCUCGUGUCCCCCCCUUCAAGAGUGUGAGCUCCACAACUCCCCUCAUCAAGUGGGGGUUGCAGCCCCCCUUCCUUUGCUCAGUAUGCCAAGCCUAGUGAUUUCCACGGAGUAGAACGGUUUCCAACGCAGGCUCCCAACUGUCUCCCUGAAGGGAAAGAGAGCAGUGGGGCCGGGGCCAGAUUCCAUUAGGGGCCUGGGUCUGAGACCUCCAGAAAUAGUUUGGACUAUUUCGGGGGUGAAAUGUGGUUGCGUGGAUGGGGUGAUUCACACAAAGCUGCUCAGGUCAGUGGGACUCCA
This is a messenger RNA of Microtus ochrogaster (prairie vole), 3361 nucleotides long. It is a transcript of the gene Matcap1, whose product is annotated as microtubule associated tyrosine carboxypeptidase 1. The record is from RefSeq and is a predicted model, not a curated record. NCBI's taxonomy places the organism in Eukaryota, Metazoa, Chordata, Mammalia, Rodentia, Cricetidae.